AUAAAACACAAAAACCCUGAACCCUCCACUAUCCCUUCCUCCUCCAGCCGAUUUACUCCGCCACAGUGAAAGGGGUAUUCUGUAUUGGACUAUUUUUCGAUGGCUCUGUAUCUGCUGUACGAGGCAGCGUCAGGGUAUUCUCUAUUCUCCGCCAACGGACUUGAUGAAAUCGGGCAAAAUACAGAGGCUGUUCGGAGCUCCGUUGUUGAUCUUAAUCGGUUUGGGAAGGUCGUCCAGCUCACAGCUUUUCACCCUUUCGAUUCUGCCCUAGAUGCACUCAAUCAGUGCAACUCAGUAUCUGAAGGGCUUAUGACUGAUCAGUUGAGGAACUUUUUAGAGCUUAAUCUCCCAAAAGUUAAGGAAGGUAAGAAGCCAAAGUUUAGCUUAGGAGUUGCAGAGCCUAAAAUUGGUUCACAUAUCUUUGAAGCGACUAAAAUCCCUUGCCAAAGUAAUGAGUUUGUUCUUGAGCUUCUUCGUGGAGUUCGGCUACAUUUUGAUAGGUUUCUCAAGGAUCUGAAGCCUGGAGAUUUGGAGAAAGCCCAACUUGGUCUGGGGCACAGCUAUAGCAGGGCCAAAGUGAAAUUCAAUGUGAAUAGAGUGGAUAAUAUGAUUAUACAGGCUAUCUUCCUGCUUGAUACUCUUGAUAAGGAUAUUAAUUCCUUCUCCAUGAGAGUCAGAGAAUGGUACUCUUGGCAUUUUCCAGAAUUAGUGAAGAUUGUCAAUGACAAUUAUCUCUAUGCCAAAAUUGCAAAAUUUAUUGAGGAUAAGGCAAAGUUGUGUGAAGAAAAAAUCCCAGAAUUGACAGACAUAAUUGGAGAUGAAGAUAAAGCAAAGGAGGUUGUAGAAGCUGCCAAAGCAUCGAUGGGACAAGAUUUGUCUCCCAUUGAUUUGAUCAAUGUGCAUCAAUUCGCUCAACGGGUAAUGGACCUUGCCGAAUAUAGGAAGAAGCUGUAUGAUUAUUUAGUUACAAAAAUGAAUGACAUAGCUCCAAAUUUGGCCUCCUUGAUUGGGGAAGUUGUUGGAGCUCGUUUGAUUUCUCAUGCUGGUAGCCUCACAAAUUUGGCUAAGUGCCCUUCUUCCACCCUUCAGAUCCUAGGCGCAGAGAAGGCACUUUUCAGGGCAUUGAAAACCCGAGGGAACACACCAAAGUAUGGUUUGAUCUUUCAUUCAUCCUUUAUUGGCCGAGCAUCUGCUAAGAACAAGGGUCGCAUGGCUCGAUAUCUUGCAAACAAAUGUUCUAUUGCCUCUCGAAUUGAUUGCUUCUCAGAGAGUUGUUCUACUGUGUUUGGCGAGAAACUUCGUGAGCAGGUUGAGGAGCGACUGGACUUCUAUGACAAGGGAGUUGCACCUCGUAAAAACAUUGAUGUGAUGAAAGCUGCUAUCGACACUCUUGAAAACCAAGAUAUGGAAACAGAAGAAACAGCAAAGAAGAAAAGCAAGAAAAAGAAAUCCAAGUCCGAGGCUACUGAGAAUGGUGAAUCCAUGGAUGAGGAUAAGCUAACUGGUGUUUCAAAUGGAGAUGCUACUUCUGAGGAUGUAAAAUCAAAGAAGAAGGAGAAGCGAAGAUUAGAGCAGGAGCAGACUGUUGAAAAAUCCAAUGGUUUAAAUGGGGUUGAUGCUGAGCAGGAUGGGGCAGCGAAGAAGAAGAAAAAGAAGAGUAAAAAUGAAGAUGGUGAGGACCUGCAGGCUGCUAGUGGCACUAAAAAGAAAAAGAAGAAGUCCAAAGGUGAAGUUGAUGAUUGAGUCUUGGUGAAUGUGUUUGCCUCUAUGGCAAUUAUAUUUAUAUUGUCGAAUUUCUUGAGAAAUCUAGUCGUAGAAUUGUGCCCUUUCUGCUUUUUGGUUGUGUAUCUGAAUAUUAAGAUCAAGUAUUUAAGAACUUUUUCGAAUGUUAAUCCUUCCAUCUUCAAGCAUUGACAUGCUUGAUGCUUCCUCCCUUGUAUCUGCAAUGCAUACCUGUUCUACAGCUGAUCCGGCAGCACAAUAUCAAUGGGGCAAUUCAUUCUAAAA
Molecule: messenger RNA, 2007 nt
Organism: Tripterygium wilfordii
Lineage: Eukaryota; Viridiplantae; Streptophyta; Magnoliopsida; Celastrales; Celastraceae
Product: nucleolar protein 56-like
Exons: 8
Coding region: 100-1743 (547 amino acids)
Cellular component (GO): box C/D methylation guide snoRNP complex; small-subunit processome
Molecular function (GO): snoRNA binding
Source: RefSeq, a predicted model, not a curated record